Clupea harengus (Atlantic herring) is the source of this 6110-nucleotide messenger RNA. It is a transcript of the gene rbm20, whose product is annotated as RNA binding motif protein 20. Gene Ontology annotation, molecular function: RNA binding; zinc ion binding. The record is from RefSeq and is a predicted model, not a curated record. Lineage: Eukaryota; Metazoa; Chordata; Actinopteri; Clupeiformes; Clupeidae. Gene Ontology annotation, cellular component: nucleus.
ACAGGGAGGGAACCAAGUGGGGGGACAAAUGCCAUUGCUGCUGUCCAUCACAUAGGCCAGGAGCUGCCUCUGAGUUUAGCCUGUGAGCGCGUGGCCUUUACGGGGGAGGCUUAACAGACUGACUGAGAGAGAGAGAGAGAGAGAUAGAGAGAGCACAGACGAGAGAAGAGAAGGACAAACUUCAAAGAUUUUUAUUUCCUCUCCAGCUGGGUUUAGUGUAGUAGGGAGACUGACCAGCUGCAUUUCUUUUUCGUAUUCAGACAUUUUUUUUCUGUUUUUUGAGGAGAGGGCUGGCUUGUGGAGCGGUCUGCCGUAGUGGUGGAACAGACUCUUCUGCUGUAACGCAGUAGAGUUGGGAUAACAAGGGGCUUUUGAAACCCCAUAUGGAGAAAAUGAGGAACGGACAGAAUAACAUGUCAGGAAAAGGCCACGCAGGAUUCCCAGGAGCAAAGGGCGCCGUCGACCGCUUCCAGAGUGCAAAUGUGUUGGAUAACCUUGACAAGAAGAACCUGCCUCUGGGUGCCCAUCUGAGUGGGGCGGCUCAGAACCCUUUUCUCCUGACCCCCGCCAGCCUGCAGCUUGCCCAGCUCCAAGCCCAGCUCACGCUACAGCGACUUAAACUAGCCCAGAGUGCUGUGGGAGGGCACCCUGCGGCCACGGCUGCCUCUGUCCUCAAUCAGGUCCUCUCUAAUGUCACCAUGUCCCAGUCGUUGUUCAACCCCCUCCGGGGGUCAGCCACUAUGGUGAGCGGAUCACAGGGAGGUCAUGGAGGUCAUGCUGGGUUCCCGCCCCCUUCGCUGCCUUUCCCUCCUCCAAAUUCAGCUUUGGGGACACUGGUAGGGGGAGGGUUCCCCCAGAAACCAGGAGGAAUUAGGCACAACCACCCCCCACCAAAUACCAGUCAGGCACCUGGUCUUCAGAAUUAUGGGAAGAAAGGGUCGACAUUUCCCUCAGACAUUGACCAUCAACCCCAGUAUGGCUACCUGGGAGGGGCGUCUGUGGCGCCCAACAAGGGGAAUGAGGGGAAAUAUAAUGCCCAGGCCAAGAGCAACCAGGGAACCUACCAGAGGGAUUACUUUGUUCCAGAUUCUCAGGGUCAAGUGUCUGGUUUUGGGUGUGGAGUAGGUGGAGGUGGAACCAGUGGUCAGACCCUUGAGGCUUAUCCAGGUUCAGCUCAAAAGGAGCCCUGGAAACAUCCAGGGGGGUUUUCCCAUGGUGGGAAGUUGGAUGUACCCCCAGGAGGUGCCGGUGGUGGGGGAGGUGGGGGUAACACCUGGGUACCUGCUGGGCAACAGUUUUGUCCCAGAGUGGAGCUUUACAACCCAGAGGAGCCGACUACUGACCCGAAGUUCAGCCCGGGCGGUCCAGGGUUCGGUGCUGGUGGUGCACAGGGAUUUGUGGGAUACUCACAGCAGCUGCAAGGAGGGGAGGAUAUGAGCAGACUGGUCAGGAGCCCCACCCCACUACAACCCCACCAGUUCAAUGACUUUCAUGCCGUUACACCAACACAGCUGCCACACCAAUGCACCAUCUGUGAGAAGACAGUCUACAACCUAAAGGACUGGGACCAGCACGUGAAAGGAAAGCUCCAUCUGCAGAACCUCGCUCUCUACACGGAAGGCUCGGCAGCUGGAGCCACUCACUAUCCCACGACAUCCGAAGGAUGUCUCAGCACGGCGCUCGCUAGCACCAUGGCAUAUUCCUCUACAGCAAGUCUAGAUGCAUCUUCAGGAACUAUUGCCUCGUAUUUACCAACUGCAGCCAUGAAGUCAUUUCCCCUGUCAGGGGUUGGAUUUACCUCACACCAACCUGGGACAAAGUUCCCCCAGAGAAAACCCUUCCCUGGUCGGGUCGUCCACAUCUGCAACCUUCCUGAGGGCAGUUGCACAGAGAAUGAUGUCAUCAACCUGGGCAUCCCAUUUGGCAAAGUCACCAAUUAUAUUCUCAUGCGUUCCACACAUCAGGCUUUCGUGGAGAUGGCUUAUGUCGAGGCAGCACAAGCCAUGGUCCAGUAUUAUCAGCUCCAACCAGCCACAAUUAACAACCAGAAACUCCUGAUUCGGAUGUCAAAGCGUUACAAAGAAUUACAACUCAAGAAACCCGGAAAGGAUGUUGACUCCAUUAUUCACGAUAUCAACUCUCAGAGAGAAAAAGACGAGACUCAAGAACCUGACCGGUAUGUACCAGAGCGACCAAGGUCCCGCAGCCCAAUUCGAGGUUCCUUAAGCCCACGCUCGCACAGCCCAAGCUUCACAUCGUGCAGCUCCACGCAUAGUCCACAGGGGGCACCCUGCCGGUCUGAAUGGAGCAACGGCAUGGGCCCACGUCGGCCCUCCUGGGACUGGACACCCCAUCCCCGUAGGGAAGAUGAUCGGGAACGGGAACGGGAUCGUGAACGAGAACGGGACGAGGAGCACUGGAGGAAUGGUGAAGAUGACAGGCCCAACGGAAGGCUGCCUGACCGCAGGAAAUCCUACAUGAAAGCUGGGGACCGUAUCAGCCCCAGGACUAUGGAUGACCGGGGUGGCAGAGACUGGUACUGCCGAGGCAGCCCUCAGGGUCCUACAUUCCCCUCCUACAGGGACAUGGAUGACUUCUACAAGAAGGAGCACCCUUACAAAUCAGACAAGCCCUCCAGGCUGCCAUAUCCACGACAUGAACUGAAGACAAAGAGGAGGGAGGCAUCAGACUACCACAAGCCAAGGCACUCAGAGUCUGAGGAUAUGUCUGAGGAACCCAUCCCACCUAGAAGUCCAGAGGACAGAAGGCAAGGAUCACCAGGGAGGGGAAGAAGCAAGAAACAAACCAGAAGACAACCAGCAGAGAAGGACGAGAAAGAUCCAAACAACAAUGGACAACACCAAAGGGAGGAAUCAUCGAAGGAGAGGUCAGUUUCUCCUCCCAGUGUGAGCAAGAAUACAGAUGCUACAGAAGUUGACCAGGACAAAGAGAGUGGGGCUGAAGAGUCGGAGAGUGAUGACACGGAAGGAGAGUCCUGGUACCCAAAGAACAUGGAGGAGCUUGUGACAGUGGAUGAGGUCGGAGAAGAGGAAGACUCUAUAAUUGAGCCUGACAUACUGGAACUUCAGGAAGAGUCUCUCAGAGAGGAGACUUCAUCUGCAGGCCUGACUGAGGCCAAACUAGACUCCAACCCAACAGCGUCCUUGGAUACACAGAGAGGGGAUAGCCAGGAUGGCUCCCCUCCUCGGGAAGACCCUGAGGAUGCCCCGGCAGCCACUUCUCCCAAGGAAACCAAAGAGGACAAAAGCACAUCAGAGCCUCACAGCUCAGACCUCAAUCACUUCCCCAAUCAGGAGUUUAAGGUUGCCUUGGAGGAGACAUGCUCCACACCAGACAUGAGUGGUGCUGAAGCUCCCAAAUCAGCACCAGACUGCCUUUCAAACCACAAUGGCGAAUGUGACUCUGCCAAGCCCGCAGAGCCAAACAGGGAUGUUGACACAGGAAAGUCCGGUCAUGUGACUGAGAAUUUACACAAAGACACACAGAUAAAGGAGGAUGGCCAGUGCCAGAGGAAAGACCUCAAUUCAGUACAUGGUCAUUCUCCACUUCGGAUAGACACUGAGGCCCCUUCGCCAUCCCGGGAACAAGAAAAAGUGAUCAAUGAGCACAGUAUACCACUGGGUGUGGAGUUUAUUGUGCCUAGAGCAGCCUUCUACUGUAAACUGUGUGGGCUCUUCUACAGCAGUGAGGACGUGGCCAAAACAACACACUGCAGAAGCACCGUUCACUAUAGGAAUCUCCAGAAAUACUUGUCUCAGCUGUCAGAGGGGAGCCUACUCAUUGGCCAGAUGGACACGUUUGGCUCAGAAUGAUGACUUGGCACUGGCAGGGAAUGGAUGAUGACUGCACGCGUUCAGCUUCGGAAUGAAUAUCGAGACAAGAAGAAGGGACGAGACAGGGAGGACAGGAUGAUCAAUAGCGUUGGCGGGUGGUAGUCAGAAAAUGAUAUGGGAGAGAGAGAGAGAGAGAGAGAGAGAGAGAGAGAGAGAGAGAGAGAGGGGGAGGGGGAGAGAGAGAGCGAGAGCGAGAGAGAGAGAGAGAGAGACAGACAUCAAGAGGCCUCCAACAUCUCACCUAGUGAUGAGAUAACUCAGGUGAAGCGAAAGUGCAAGCACUGAGCAUGACAAAUAACACCCAGAGCUGGACACACGAAUGUAAAAUUACUAUAGCAUUACAACCGCACAAUCACUCACACAAUAACAUCGUUUUGAGUAAAACAUUUGUGUAAGCGUAGUAAAACAAAGAGAUGAGUGUCUUUAGAGAGCUUCUGGUGCCUUAUACCAUGCAAUGAGUAUAUUGUAUAGCACUGAAUGAGAAUUCUUGCAAGUUUCAGGAAAAACAAAUAUAUUCUUAUUUUUACGAGGAUAUUAUAUUGUGUAUGUACAUACACAAUACGUGAUACAAACAUCUAGUGGCUUGCUGAAUGCCUAAAUUACCUAAAUUAGCUUAAAGUGUCAAGGCCUUUAAUACUAUUUGUUGUGUCAACUUUGAAGACAGGCACAAAAGUAUCCUCAGGUAGUUCUCUAAUUUUGUUAAAUACUUGUGAAUACAUUUUGAUGCAAAUAUUUCUUCAAAUACUUUGUACCUGGAUUGUAUAGACUGUCAUUUCGUAAUUUGUUCUGUUUUAUGGGGUGGCGUUUAUUUCAUUGCUGUUAUCCACAUGACUGUACUGUCUGUACUGUUAUCAGAUUUGGCUGUUCAAGUAAUUCCCACUAUCUAUGCUGGCUCCUUCCUUAUUCUGUAUUAAAUUAAGUACCUAAGCAGCUUUAAACUAAAAUCGUUGUCCAACUGACAGAAGACACUCAUUGCCUGAGGGCUGUACUACGAAGGGAGUUUAACCUACUCAGAUUUAACCUAGGGUUAUGAGGGAAGUCAGGGUUGACAAACCCUGUUUGCCUAAAUUGGUGUUAAAUGUUGCAUGCUCACAUAAAAGGGGAACGUUCGCACCAAUCAACCUCAGCAAUCCUAUGACAAAAUGUAAGCAGAGUCUAUGCAUAUUGAAAUCAGACCAUUAUUACUAUAUUAUAUUGCGAAUUACCUGCAAUCUCAUAAAAAGCUUCUUUGAUAUUUAGAGUGCUGAAAUGGCCAAAGGAACACAACAAAUGCAUCCAUCGGUUUAGCGAGAGCAAGUGGCUCAACUGCACGGCAUACAGUAGCCUAUUCUUGCUCAGAUGUUCAACAUUACCUUUGGAAUAAGGCCUAUAUGAAGUCUCCGCAGGCCAUGCAAGGAAGGCGUCCAACAGUGCCUUGCAUUACUCCGGCGACUGGCAUUGGACGUAUCUGGCCCUAGCAGUUGCCAGUAAUGAAUAGUGAAUAUAGCGAAUUCACUUAGAUGAAAAUUGAUAUCUUUCACAGAGAACAUAAUCGGGAUAAGCUUUUUGACGGUCUUUACACAUCCUCGCCCAAUGUCGAUGAAGAGGAGGGUGAAGUGGGUGAAGAGGCGGUGCUUACAUAGAGUAACAUCGAGUUAAACACGAACGUAACCCGCUCGGAGCAGUGCAUAGAUGCAACGUAAAUAGCCAUGACAGCAUACCUCAAGUAAAACAUAUCCACCUUUCGUAGUAAGGGUUAAUUGGGAAGUUACUCCUGAAGGUAUCUGGAUAAACCAGUAACCUCGCUUCGUACAGCCCUCUGGAGCGCCCAGAAUUUGCUUGCUAGUGAAAGGCUAAUAAACACUGCAGCCAUGACAAUAAACAAACACAAAUUCUAAGUCAUAUCUCAGUAAAGAUAAUAAUAAGAUGCAAGAGUCACUGUCACCAUUUUGUGAGCCAGCUAGGCUACUUGAUUUCCACAUCCUAUAUUUGUUUUCUUGCGGUUAAUUUAAAAUGAUGUCAUAAUCUGGACAGUGCUUUAACUGUAGAGAUACUUGAACUGGACCAUGCAUUUUUUUUUUUUUAAACAAAAAACAUGCUACAAAAAUAAUUUAUUUAGUGUAAAUGAGUGAGUAGCUGCUGGAGAGUGCCUUGUUGAAGUUUUAUAUACUGUGAAUACUAAUGUAGGUGUGACAGAGACUUCCUUUUGUUUUGAUGGUCAUUUUGGUAUUUGAUGUUUGGAAGCAAGUGAAUAAACUUUUUUUUUUGAACAUCCCA